Messenger RNA from Canariomyces notabilis, 1500 nucleotides. Its product is annotated as FAD-binding domain-containing protein. The record is from RefSeq and is a predicted model, not a curated record. The coding region runs from base 1 to 1500 and encodes 499 amino acids. NCBI's taxonomy places the organism in Eukaryota, Fungi, Ascomycota, Sordariomycetes, Sordariales, Chaetomiaceae. Gene Ontology annotation, molecular function: FAD binding; oxidoreductase activity. The transcript has 3 exons.
AUGGCGAGUUUCUGGUCCUUACUAACGCUGUACGCCGGACUUGUGUUCCUGCAGCUCGCACAAGCGCAAGCAACUUGCAACCUGAGUCCUCGCAUCGCCGAGCAGCUGCGGUCGCUGCUGUCGCCCAGGUCUGAAGUUGUCUUGACGUCAAAUGCCUCGUUUGCGACCGACUUUGUACAACGCUUUUCGGUCAACAGGGCGCCGUCCUUUGUGGUCGCCGUGAAGCCCGCCUCGGCAGCAGACGUGGGCCGGGUGGUGCGAUACGCGUCACAGAAUAAUGUACCCUUUCUCGCUACUGGUGGUGGCCACGGCUACACGUGGUCCCUGAGCCGGCUGCAGUGCGGCAUCGACCUGGACCUGAGCAGCUUCGACUCCAUCGCGAUUGACAAUGCCGCCAACACCAUGACGAUUGGCGGCUCGGCUCUCAGCGAUAAUGUCACGAGGGCUUUGUAUGCCGCUGGCAAGGAGUUGCCAGUGGGAAUGUGCACCUGCGUUGGCUUUACAGGCUUCACUCUUGGUGGGGGCAUCGGCCCCUAUUCCGGGCUCUACGGAGCUGCAUCAGACUCCUUGAUCUCAGCCGAGCUGGUAACAGGCACCGGGCAGCUACUCACUGUGUCCAAGACGCAGCACCCGGAUCUAUUCUGGGGGCUCAAGGGUGCCGGGUUUAACUAUGGCGUCGCAACGGCUCUCACCUUUCGCGUCUACCCGGCAACCAACGGCGGCCAGGCCGUCGUGACCAACAUGAUCUUCCCUGGCGCUCUCAACGGUACCGUGUGGCAGGUCCUGAGCGCCUUCUUUGGCAACCAGCCCAAGGAGCUCGGCCUUGCCCUGUCGGUUGGAUACCAGGAGCAGCGCGGCGGCAUGGUGAUUAUCGUUGGUUUUGUCUAUGCCGGGCCCGAGGCCGAGUCAACGGCGCUGCUUAAGCCGUUCCUCGACCUGAAUCCCCUGAAUCUGCAGAUACUAAACACUCCCUGGGAGGAUGUCCCUGAAGUGAUUGUGUACGGCGCCACGCGGGCGGGCUGUCAGAAGGGCGCCCAGUUUGUCCCGUACUCGGUCAAUCUGUACAAGGUUGACGUGCCGAACCUCAUCAAUGUUGUGGGCUACAUGCAAACCACUCUGGCCGCCAACGCGACGUUGCGGAGUGCGAUUGUGACAUGGGCGCAAUAUGCGCCGUAUGGGUUUCAGCGAUACGCUGAUGAUUCAUCGGCAUUUCCCUACCGCGCCGCGACGGCCUUUGUACAAAUCAAUGCCUUCUCACCCAGCGCAGAGCAGGUGCCCGCACUUGAUGGCUUCGCCAGGGAGCUGCGCGAUCGGUUCCAGCGAGGCAGCGGAAGCAGGUCGCUGGAGACGUACGUUCAUUUCGGCCACGGAGACGAGACGCCCGCCGCGUGGUACUCGGCGCGCAAGCUGCCCCGGUUGCAAGAGCUGAAGCGUGUCUAUGAUCCGAAAUCGCUGUUUUCGUGGUAUAAUGCGGUGCCGGUGAGGCGUGACUACUGGUAA